AACGCAAAUUCCAUUAACAAAGCUUUAAAACUGCGCCUUUCCAAGAACAAGAAUCUUUUUCUUCUCUGAACCUUCAUUAAGAAAACUAAAAGAAAAAAAAAAAAAAAAAAACAAUGGGAUCGAUUCUCUCUGCCCUUGUUGGCGACUCCGCAGCCGCCGGAGACUCUUUGUCAGGCGAUCAUUCUGGAGUGCAAACUUUCCACUCAUCUGAACGUUGGCAGCUUCACUUCAAUUCCAUCAAAGAUUCAUCACAGUUGAUGGUGGUAGAUUUUGCUGCUUCUUGGUGUGGACCUUGCAAGUUCAUGGAACCAGAAAUCAAAUCUAUGGCUACUAAGUAUAGUGAUGUCCAAUUUUCCAAGAUUGAUGUUGAUGAAUUGCCUGGUGUAGCACAAGAAUUUGGAGUGCAGGCAAUGCCAACAUUUGUGCUGGUGAAGAAAGGGAAAGAAGUGGAUAGGGUGGUAGGAGCCAAGAAGGAUGAGCUUCUGAAGAAGAUCGAGAAGCACAGGGCUGCUUGAUGUUGUUCAAUUAUGUAUGUACAAUUGCCAAACAGGACAGGUUGAUAACUCCUUUUUUCUUUUUUCUACUCUCUGCUGUUACUGAUGAUAUGAUGAUAAACAAUAAUUUCAUCAAUCUAUGAUCGCUGUAGUUGUCUUUUGUGUGAUA
Messenger RNA from Ricinus communis (castor bean), 663 nucleotides. RefSeq names its product thioredoxin H2. The record is from RefSeq and is a predicted model, not a curated record. NCBI's taxonomy places the organism in Eukaryota, Viridiplantae, Streptophyta, Magnoliopsida, Malpighiales, Euphorbiaceae. Bases 114 to 515 code for a protein of 133 amino acids. The transcript is spliced from 3 exons.